Messenger RNA from Pogona vitticeps (central bearded dragon), 1968 nucleotides. It is a transcript of the gene CENPL, whose product is annotated as centromere protein L. NCBI's taxonomy places the organism in Eukaryota, Metazoa, Chordata, Lepidosauria, Squamata, Agamidae. The record is from RefSeq and is a predicted model, not a curated record.
AUCAGCGUCUUAGGUUUCUGUAACAUGCGCAGAAGAGGCCUGGUGCCGAAUUGAUUGCCGGGAGGUGGAUUCGAGGUUUUUUUUAAAACAAGAAUCCCGCCUCAAUUUGUAUGCAGUAUUUUCGGUUGUUUAGGAGGCGGCGAGAAGCGUGUGGUUGAUUUUGAUGGCGGAGGCUCAGCGACGGGAGAUGAACACUUCUGACGCCAAGAGAGUGAGUCCUGCUGGAAGAAAAGCUACAGACCAUGGAGUGAAUUUCACUAACACUGCAUGUCUUUCAAGAGGGGUAGUGUCUGUCAGGAGAGGCAACGUAUUUAGUCAGACUCCAGCUAAAAGAGUAAUACUGCAAAUUCCUCACGUGCAGGAAAAGGCUGAUCUUCAGCUUAACUUGCUUCUUGGUAAGCAGUGGACCCUAUACGCCGUCACUCCUCUGUACAAAUUCUCUUAUGGACAGAUGCAGUCAUAUUCUAAACAGCUGAGUCUUUUCAUUGCUGCUGAAAAGCAAAAAGGGCUUGCUGUGGAAGCUGAAUCUGAUCUUACAUAUAUUGUGAAGUUCUCCUCAGUCCCAGCUUUGAAAACAGCAGAACAUGAACAGGAAUCAGUCCUCAUCCAGAUCGCAGAAAGAUCACAAGUUGCAGAUGACAACAAAGGAGGCAAAAUGGUAUGGAUGGGCUUAUUCUGCUGUACAUGUGCAAAUGACAUUGUGGAGAAUGUAAUGGAAGAAUUCACUUGCUUGCCUUUGUUUCUUGUACAUGGAACAAAGCGUCUCUCAGACCACGUUGAAGCCUGGCUUCAGCAGACCUUUGACUGUUGUUGCAGUCCUUUGCAUAUCAACCCUAUCAGUCUUGCCUGGAUGGUUGCAAUGUGGUCAGGAUACAAUAUGGACAGAUAUACAGUUGCAACAGAGCUGACGUUUUCUGUGCCUUGCACUGCUUAUCCUUUGGAUAUCUCUUAUGCUAUUCAUCCUGAAGAUGCAAAAGCCCUUUGGGAUUCAAUCCAGAGCAUUCAAGAGGAAGUACGGCAAGAGGAAGUAGAAUUAUUCAUGGAGUGCCUUUACAACCACUUUCACAGACACUUCAAAAUUCACCUUUCAGCCUCAAGAUUGGUGAAAAUUUCCACAUCUGUAGCUUCUGCUCAUUCUUCUGGGAAGAUUAAGAUUCUCCAUUCCCAGUAUCUCAUAAGAGUCCUAUCACUGCUGACAGAACUGGCAAUUUCAAAGAUACUGUGAUGGUAAAAUAACUCACAUGUGGAAAAUAUAUCUGGCACAAGAGGACUAUAAAGGUGCCUUUUACAUUUUUAAUUAUUUUCUCUAGCUCUUGACCUGCAUUCUGCUUAGAAGUACCAUUUUAACAGUGCAAGGAGCCAACUGUUUCUCUACCUUUGUGUUGAAAUUCUUAAUUUUGGGAGGAAAAAUCUGUCUGAGUAUAUAAGAGAUUUCAUUAAAGAGAGUAUUACACAAAGUAAGAUGCAAUUCCUUGAUUCUGGCACCAUGUAAACAUUGCACAGAAGACAGGAAUUGGCACAGUAACCAGUCAACUUACUCUAUAAGCUAUUCUGUGUAUUCUGGAAAGGCUGUACUACUACAACUUUUAGACAAAAGCAGCAAAGAUGGUAAGAUGGCAAUUGAUAUUUAUAUUAAACAGACAUAAAUUGUACAUUUGUGAAGCAUUAUAUGAAUAGGAGUUGUAAUAUAAUGUAAUCCUGUCAGUCAUGCAUUCCUGUAAAAUAAUCUAUCCUAUUUGUCCAUUCGGGGGUUUGCCUGAAGUUAGCUUUCUGUUCCCAGUGAGUAUUCACUGGAUCUUUGAGAGUUUCCUCUGUUAGAUUUGUGUGUGGGGGAAGACUAUGUCAAUUUUGCUAAUGCUGGGGGCUUCCCCAAGUCUAUUGCUGCCAUCAUACCUGAAACAUGAAGAGAAAGUGGUUUUAGGUUCCUAAAGAAAAUACACCAUCCAGUACAGUGGUGCCUCACAUAGC